Molecule: messenger RNA, 1099 nt
Organism: Sphaeramia orbicularis (orbiculate cardinalfish)
Lineage: Eukaryota; Metazoa; Chordata; Actinopteri; Kurtiformes; Apogonidae
Exons: 5
Coding region: 30-929 (299 amino acids)
Source: RefSeq, a predicted model, not a curated record
UGUUUAAAGGCGAAGAGUUUGUUUUAACAAUGGCCGGACGUCGUCGUCUUUCUUUUACUCCAGAAACUCCUUUGCUUGUACGGACUGACGGAAUCAAGCAAGAGAGGCAGUCACCGUCUCCGAGUCCGAAAGUAGAGUUUGAGAAGGAAGUAGUGUCCGCUCUCAGUGGACUGGCUCAUCUAAUACAGGAACAAACGGCCCAGUUUGAGCAGUUUUCUGCAGAGGUCCGACAGCAGCUCACAGAUUUAAACAGCAGGAUCACAUCAUUGCAUGAGCGAACACACUGUGGAUGUGCAAAAGAACCCAAGAAAAGGCGAGUGCACAACCCCAAAAUAGCGGAAGCUGUGCGCCGUCUGCAUAAUAGUGAAGGAAACAACAGACGGUAUGAACCGGAGGAAGGACUGAGCUCACCUCAUAAUGAAGCGGUGACUUCCCAUUUAAUGGCAGCUCUAACUGCAAGUCCAGGCUUGAGUGGCGUAGAAAGUGGAGUCCUGUUGGCGGCCUGUAAGACAUAUUAUGAAACUGUUAGACGGAACUACAGAUACAGCCAACCGGACCUUGCAGGCCAGGCAGAAGCCAUGAAAGUGUCAGCCCGCAACAGACAGAGAAGAAAGAGGCUGCUGGAGGCUAGGAGGGGUGAACUGGCCAACAAGGAGGAGAUGGAUAUGUGGAAGGGGGUCACAAUAGAUUUGAUGUCUGACGAAGAAGAUGGCACCGCUGAUGGGAUGUCUGGGUGGAUCGUCAGGCCUCCAUCCUUCCGCAGUGUGGAGCUCUCGAACCUUUGUGAGGUACUCCAACAGAGACUGGAGGAGAACCCAAAGUAUGUGGCCACCCACCACAAAAGACUGUGUACUGGACCCCCCUCAGACAGAGUGGCACCAUCACAUUACGAUCCAGAUGCAAGAAAGAAACAUUUUUUGAAGCCAUAGGUUUUUUUUUUUGUUUUGAGGAUGUGCAUUUUUUGCAUCUGAAGGUUUUUUUUGAGGGGGGGGUAUUCUUAAAGUGUUGCCAUCUUAUCUUUCUGUCUUUUUUUUAUUCUAAAUUGGUUUUAAUUUGAAAAUAUUGUUACUUUUUUAUUCUAAAACUGUGAUUUGAAAGU